CUGGGCUCUGGUGCGGUUGUAUUUCAUCGAGUUUGAUUCAGGUCCGAGUCGCGUGCGAUCUGAAGAUGUCGUUCUCAAUCCUUGACAUUACGACCGAAAAAGAUGGCGGCAAGUCCAGGGAUAAGAAAUGGCCUUGGUUCGGAGCCCCGCUCUACGCGGCUGCCGCCUUUGUUCUUUUCUACGCCGCCGUACUGCCCAGUUUCCACAGCUAUCCGACGAUGCUGUACCAAAACGAGGAGGCACAGCAUCCAGAUGAGUUUAUCGGAGAGCGGGCGAUGCGACAGUUGGCCGAGUACUCGGCAAUCGGUAACAAAAUGAGCGGUUCCAUCAACAAUGAGGUACACACGGUAAACUUUCUGCUUCGGGAGAUCCAGAAGAUCAAGGACGAGGCCCGCACUGAUCUCUACGACAUAGAAGUGGACACGCAGUACUCUUCAGGUGGCUUCUAUUUGUGGGGCAUGACCAUUUCCUACACCAAUCUCUCCAAUGUGGUGGUGAAAAUAUCCCAGAAGAGUUCAGACAAUGAUAACUAUCUGCUGGUGAACUCCCACUACGAUUCCGAAGUCCAAACCCCUGCUGCAGGAGAUGAUGGCGUCAUGGUAGUGGUUAUGCUAGAAACCCUGCGAGUGAUCUCGCUCUCCGAGAAACCCCUUAUCCAUCCGGUGGUUUUCCUGUUCAACGGCGCCGAGGAGGCCUGCAUGUUGGGCUCCCAUGGAUUUAUUACCCAGCACAAAUGGGCCAAGAACUGCAAAGCUUUGGUGAACCUGGACUCCACUGGCGCCGGUGGACGCGAGGUGCUCUUCCAGACGGGUCCCAACCACCCAUGGUUGGCCAAAUACUAUCAGGCCAGCGUGCCACAUCCAUAUGCCCAGACCCUGGCCGAGGAGCUGUUCCAGCAUAACUUCAUACCUUCCGAUACAGACUUCCGUGUUUUCCGUGAUUACGGCGGAGUUCCCGGUCUUGACAUGGCCAGCGUGAUGAACGGAUAUGUUUACCACACCGAGUUCGAUAACUUCCGGAAUGUGGAGCGUGGAACUUACCAGUCCACCGGAGAAAAUGUGCUACCCCUGAUUUGGGCCCUAGCUAAUGCUCCUGAGUUGGAUGACACCGCUGCCCAUGAGAAGGGACAUACUGUGUACUACGAUUUCUUGGGUUGGUUUAUGAUGACAUAUACCGAAUCCGUAAGCAUAGCCAUCAAUGUGGUGGUUUCCGUGGCGGCCUUUGUGUGCAUUGGCACUUCUGUUUACAUCAUGACACUGGACAAUGGUGCAGAUGCUCCGAAGGCGGUGCUCAUGCGAUUCGGCAUCAUCUUCCUGGUCCAAGCUGGAACUCUAUUCGUUGCAUGUGGUCUGACCCUUUUGGUGGCUGUUUUUAUGCAAGGCGUGGGUCUGGCUGAAUCCUGGUACCAUGGAAAAUGGAUGGCCUUUGGCCUGUAUUUCUGCACCUUGUUCUUCGUCUUUGGCAUAUUUCCUUCGAUUUAUAUUGGACUAACGAAGAGGAAAACCAACAUGAAGUUGGAUCAGACCAUCGCCUGCUUCAUGCACGCCCAGUGCAUUCUGCUGGCCUUGCUCUGCAUCAUCAUGACCAGCAUGGGCAUCCGCUCCAGCUAUUUCCCGAUGGUCGGCAUCUUCUUCUACGCCAUUUCCGUUCUGAUCCAAAUCAUCCUGAAGCUUACGCUUAAAAAAAGCUACUUUGUCACGGUUCACCUGCUGUGCCAGAUCUUGCCCUUCUUCUUCUACACCUACAUCUGCUAUGCCACACUCCUGACUUUCGUGCCCAUGGAAGGCCGCGACGGACCAGAGAGCAGCCCGGAUGUAAUGGUUUCUGUGUUUAUCAUUGCAACAGCAAUUAACUACGCUGGCUUUGUUAUUCCCAUCAUGCACAAGUUCCGCAGGCCCAAGACUGUAUUCUCUUCGUUUGGAGUGAUCACAAUCAUAUUCAUCAUCUUGGCCUGCACAUCGGCCGGCUUUCCAUUCGUGAAGGAAGUGGCUCCCCAGCGUUAUUAUGUGCUACACACUCAACGAACUUUCCACAACUUGGAUGGCACUGUCAAACAGGACUCCGGCUACUAUAUUCAGCCUGUGGAUACGCGUCUCCAUGAAUUGGAUGACACUACAUUUAAGAACGCGGAGCCGGAGAGUUGGACAGCAGCCACCUGUGCGGCUGAGCCUUACUGCGGACUGCCAUUAUACAGUGGUCGUUGGAUAGAUUGGAAAGACUCCGCUCGUUGGAUCUACAGCACACCACCAGUUUUUCCAAUGAACAUAAAUCUCACCCAGCUAUCAAAGCAGUCUUUGGGAGGCAACAAGGUGCGCUAUGAGUACAACCUGAGGGCCAGUGAUCGUGUCAUGAUGUACAUAGAUCCCUUGGAUCAGGUCAAGGUCACAGACUGGUCCUUCGACCAGACACCUCUGGAGGAACAGCACAUACCGCCGUACCUAAUCUAUGCCAUAUACUCGCAAACCGAGGAGCCCCUUAACUUUUGGGUGGAGCUCGAGCAUAAGGAGAGCAACACAGACGGACCCUACAUGAAGCUAGUGGUUACGGAGCACUUCCAGUACCAUCCGGAGCACUACACUGAGGACUACAAAGAGUUCCUUGCAACUUUCCCCGAGUGGACCUACACCACCGACUGGUUCUCGGCCCUCGAGAGCUGGAUCGUAUGAGCGGCGAUGAGAAUAUAGACUCCAAAGUUGG
Drosophila eugracilis is the source of this 2697-nucleotide messenger RNA. Its product is annotated as endoplasmic reticulum metallopeptidase 1. The coding region runs from base 66 to 2666 and encodes 866 amino acids. The record is from RefSeq and is a predicted model, not a curated record. Gene Ontology annotation, molecular function: metalloexopeptidase activity. The transcript is spliced from 7 exons. Gene Ontology annotation, biological process: proteolysis. NCBI's taxonomy places the organism in Eukaryota, Metazoa, Arthropoda, Insecta, Diptera, Drosophilidae.